ACAAGCCGUGGCCCCGGUGGAUUUAAAACGAGGCAUGCGCAAAUAUGCAAUUGUGGAGACCAGUGAAAUUACUAUAUAACCUGCAGUCCUUUCGAUUUGAAUAGUAUCUAUGCCCGCGAUAAGAGCAACAGACGGCUCUCUGUGGAUCUAAUUGUCAUCCUCUUCAGUCGUCUAUGUGAGACAAACAGGAUGGGCUGUUCCACGAGUACCCAGACCACAGCGCAGGACAGCGCCAGACAGCCCAGCUUUAAACCCGAGGAAAGCAAUGGAACCAGCACCACAGGGGCGGCUGAUGAGAACGGUACGGUUGUGGAGGACAGUGAGACCAUCCCAGAUCACACAGUGGCCGUAGCAGCUACCACCACAGGAUGGGAGGACCAGUCUGCUCCGGCUGCAGCCCAAGCGGAGGCCCCAGCAGACACCACAGCCCCAUCCCCAGCCCCUGCAGCCCAGGCCCCAGGAGACACCACAGCCCCAUCCCCAGCCCCUGCAGCCCAGGCCCCAGGAGACACCACAGCCCCAUCCCCAGCUCCUGCAGCAUCCACUUCCCCCGAGCAGCCAGCCAGCUCUCCAGAGCCUCCCCCUGCAGCCCAGGACCCAGCUGAGACCACAGCAGAACCCACGCCAGCUGCAACCAGCCCCUAGUCAGGGAAAUGAUGCCGGUCUUCCCAUUGUUUCGGAUGAAGAAUCUGCAUGAAUGUCCUAAUGUCCUAAUGUCCUAAUUUGAAAGUGAGAGAGGAUGAGAAGUUUAAUAUAUACACAGUACUUGCCUGUUGCCAAGCUGCAGACCAGCUGAUCUCUGUGACCAGGAUCAAUCAGUCAUCCCUGUGUCUGUUUCCUCUGUAAAUACUGUACUUCCUGUGCAUUUAGUUGUGUUAUUAGCAUUGUUUUUAAAACAUUCAUUAGACAAUUGCUUCAGAGUAACUUAUAAAUGCUUAUU
Molecule: messenger RNA, 940 nt
Organism: Coregonus clupeaformis (lake whitefish)
Lineage: Eukaryota; Metazoa; Chordata; Actinopteri; Salmoniformes; Salmonidae
Exons: 4
Coding region: 190-645 (151 amino acids)
Source: RefSeq, a predicted model, not a curated record